This is a messenger RNA of Oncorhynchus masou masou (cherry salmon), 4836 nucleotides long. Its product is annotated as SH3KBP1-binding protein 1-like. The record is from RefSeq and is a predicted model, not a curated record. Gene Ontology annotation, molecular function: protein binding. Lineage: Eukaryota; Metazoa; Chordata; Actinopteri; Salmoniformes; Salmonidae. Gene Ontology annotation, biological process: protein homooligomerization. The transcript is spliced from 18 exons. Bases 127 to 2817 code for a protein of 896 amino acids.
CUUUCAGGAAGUUGCAGCAGAAACAAUUAUGUGGCUAACGUUGUCUUUGUCUAAAUACUUAUUGUGAUGAAUUAACUCAAUGAUUUACUUUGUGGGCAAUGCAUGAACAUUCCCACAUUUUAAAAUAUGGCUAAUAUGGCAAGGACCGGAGACAUUAUCCAUUUAAACGUUGGAGGAAAAAGGUUCAGCACCUCCAAACAGACAUUGGCAUGGGUCCCAGACUCCUUUUUCUCAAGUCUUCUAAGUGGGAGGAUCUCAACCUUGAAGGAUGAAACUGGAGCGAUCUUCAUAGAUCGGGACCCAUCUCUCUUUACUCCCAUACUGAACUUCCUGCGCACCAAAGAGUUGUUUCCCAGGUCCAUAAAUGUGCACCUGCUCAUGCAUGAAGCGGAGUUCUAUGGAAUCACGCCGUUGGUGCGUAAGCUGCAGCUUUGUGACGAGCUGGACCGAUCCUCCUGUGGAAACGUGCUCUUCAAUGGCUAUCUCCCACCUCCAGUGUACCCGGCGAAGCGGCGGAACCGUCAUAGUGUGGCGGGGCCUCAGUAUAUGGGUGGGCGUGCCUUGCCCAUGGAGAGCGCGCCAGUGAGACGCAGCAACACUAUGCCACCCAACCUGGGCAACGCGGGCAUACUGGGUAAAGCAAUGGUGGAGGAGAGGAUAAGUGGUGCUCAGCUUGCAGACCCAGGCAUGGUCCGCAUCAUCUGUGGCCACCACAACUGGAUCGCUGUGGCUUAUGCCCAGUUUGUUGUUUGCUACCGAGUGAAGGAGUCUACGGGCUGGCAGCAGGUGUUCACCAGCCCCCGCCUGGACUGGGUGAUUGACGGGGUGGCGCUCAACGCCAAGGUGAUGGGCGGCUCCCUGGGAGACAACGACAAGAUGGUGGCCGUGGCCUCGGGCACAGAGAUCAUCCUCUGGACUAUCUGUCCCGACGGCAACGGCAACGAGAUAGGUGUUUUCAGUCUGAAUGUCCCCGUGGAGGCUCUCUUCUUCGUGGCGAACCAGCUGAUUGCCACCAGCCACACAGGGAAAGUGGGAGUAUGGAAUGCGGUGACCAAACAUUGGCAGAAUCAAGAUGUGGUUCCCAUUAAUAGCUAUGAUACUGCCGGUUCCUUCCUAAUUCUAGGCUGUAACAAUGGGUCCAUAUAUUAUAUAGAUGUUCAGAAGUUUCCAUUGAGGAUGAAGGACAAUGACCUCCUAGUGACAGAGUUGUACCGCGACCCCACAGAGGACGCCAUCACUGCUCUCAGUGUCUACCUCACGCCCAAAACAAUCCCCAAUGUGUCGUCAGGCGACAGCGGCAACUGGAUCGAGAUCGCCUACGGGACCAGCUCGGGCACGGUGCGGGUCAUAGUGCAGCACCCGGAGACCGUGGGCUCUGGGCCCCAGCUCUUCCAGACCUUCUCAGUCCACCGCAGCCCCGUCACCAAGAUCAUGCUCUCUGAGAAACACCUCAUAUCAGUGUGUGCAGACAACAACCACGUGCGGACCUGGACGGUGACUCGCUUCAGGGGCAUGAUCUCCACCCAGCCAGGCUCCACCCCCCUCACCUCCUUCAAGAUCCUCUCCCUGGAGGACAUCGACGGCCACGGGGGCUGUGCUGCCGGCACUGAGAUAGGUCCGUAUGGCGAGCGAGACGACCAGCAGGUGUUUAUCCAGAGGGUCGUCCCCGACACAGACAGACUCUACGUGCGCCUCUCGUCCAACGGGAAGAGGGUGUGCGAGGUGCGCUCUGUGGACGGCACCUCCAUCACCUCCUUCAUGGUGCACGAGUGCGAGGGGUCCAGCCGCAUCGGCUCCCGUCCCCGCCGUUACCUCUUCAGUGGCCACGCCAACGGUAGCAUCCAGAUGUGGGACCUGACCACCGCCAUGGAGAUCGCAGGGAAAGUGGAUAUUAGGGCACUGGGCGGCCCCACAGAGGAGGAGCUCCUGGAGCUGCUGGACCAGUGUGACCUGGCUCUGACCCGUACGCCCGACAUGAGUCCCGCUGCCUCCUUCACCCACUCCUCCACCCCCCGAGCCUCCACCUCCAGUGUUUCAAAAUCUGCUGCUUCAACUGAUAGUGAAGAGACGCUGUCGACGCUCUGUCCUACUAGUCACAUCCCAAAACUUACAGACACACGUGACAUGACUCCAGUAGCCCUGUUACCACGUUUGCAGUCCCAGCUGAGUGAGAGCUCCAGGGAGCGCGGGACCAGAGGAGGUGUGAGCAACUCGGGUCCCUUCUCUGGUAGCCUGCCCCGCCAGGCUCCUCCGGUGCCCCUCACCAAACCCCGGGAUAUGAAUCUCUCCAUGGUGGGGUUGGGCCUCCAGCCCCACCACCUGGGUCUGAGCCAGUCUUCUCUCGGCAGCAGUGGCAGCCCCCGGCCCAGCCGCACCGCCCUCCAGGACAGAGACCGGGACGGUGGCAUGGGGUCUCUGCGCAGGGGCAGCUUCGUGGAACGUUGUCAGGAGCUUGCCAAGGUCUCGGACUCUGCAGGAGGGGCUGAGGUGGGCACGCGGCGCAGCCUGGCCGCAUGCUCAGAGUUGGAGGCUAGACUGGGCCUACGGACCCCCGCCUCUUUCUCCAUCCCCCCUGCAGCCUCUCCCGCCUCGUCUUUAUCUUCAUCACUGCGUCGGCCACAGCCCACCUCACCCAGCCCUUCCCCUGCUACAAUAGUUAGUCCAACCCGCUCCCAGACCCCUGUGUCACCUCGUCGAGCUGACACCUCCCCUACUACAGAAGCCCCGCCCCCUGAGGCUGCAGCAGCCACUCCAGAGAGCUCCUCCCCUGUGCCCCCCACCAGUCCUAAACCCCCUAUGAAUGAGACCAGCUUCUGACUGGCUCUGUGAUGUAUGAGCGAGUGGACUAACAAAGGAUGCGUUUUGUGUUCCUGAGCAUGUGCGGUUUAGUGACGGCACAUAUUGUAAUAUUUAUGGACUUUUCCUUGUUUAGCAUCAAGGAUCCAUAUAAAAUGUAAUUCCUCUGUUUUCAAAAGGGCCAGCUGUGACGUAGGCAAGAUUCGUAUACAAUAUAUCCAAAUGGUCAAUGUAUUGGUGAUACAAAUUAUAACUCCAGCCAUGUAUGAAUGUGUUCUGUUGCAUUUGGUAGAGCAGUGCAUUUUAUUCAAUUACGCUGAACAAAAAUAUUAAUGUUACAUGUAACAAUUUCAGAGAUUUUACUGAGUUACAGUUCAUAUAAGGAAAUCAGUCAUUUAAAAUAAAUAAAUUAGGCCCUAAUCUAUAGAUUUUACAUGACUGGGAAUACAGAUAUGCAUCUGUUGGUUACAGAUACCUUAAAAGAAAGGUAGGGUUGUGGAUCAGAAAACCAGUCAGUAUCUGGUGUGACCAACAUUUUUCUUGUGCAGCACAACUUCGCAUAGUUGAUCAGGCUGUUGAUUGUGGCCUGUGGACUGUUGUUCCACUCCUCUUCAAUGGCUGUGGGGAGGAGUUGGUGUUUGCUGGGAACCUGCGUCUGGACCAGGCCCAGUGCAGAGGGGCCGGACUCUCAGACCUCUACACCGCCCUGAGACUGCUGACCACAAAGUACCAGCAGAUUGGCAGGAACUGGAACACGCUGUCGUACACAUCGAUCCAGAGCAUCCCAAACAUGCUCAAUGAGUGACAUGUCUGGUGAGUAUGCAGGCCAUGGAAGAACUGGGACAUUUUCAGCUUCCAGGAAUUGUGUACAGAUCCUUGCGACAUGAGGCUGUGUAUUAUCAUGCUGAAACAUGAGAUGUCAGAAUAGCACGACAAUGGGCCUCAGGUUCUCGUCACUGUAUCGUUGUGCAACAGUGUAGGCUGGUGGGAGGAAGACAGGCUCAUUGUAAUGGCUGGAAUAGAAUAAAUAGAACAGUAUCAAAUAUAUGGAAACACAAGUUUGACUCAUUUCUAUUCAUUCCAUUUGAGCCAUUACAAUGAGCCUGUCCUCCUAUAGCUCCUCUCACUGUGCAUUCAAAUUGCCAUCGAUAAAAUGCAGUUGUGUUCGUUGUCUGUAGCUUCUGCCUGCCCAUACCAUAACCCCACCUCCACCAUGGGGCACUCUGUUCACAACGUUGACAUCAGCAAACUACUCGCCCACACGACACCAUACACGCCGUCUGCCAUCUGCCCAGUACAGUUGAGACCGGGAUUAAAUCUGUGAAGAGCACACUUCUCCAUAGUGCCAGUGGUUACUGGUGCCAAACUGCAGUCGGUUACGAUGCCAAACUGCAGUCAGGUCAAGACCCUGGUGAGGAUGAUGAGCACGCAGAUGAGCUUCCAUUAGACGGUUUCUGAUAGUUUAUGCGGAAAUGUAAUUAUUUGGCUGUGCAAACCAUAAGCUGCCUCCAACGUCAUUUCAGAGAAUUUGGCAGUACGUCCAACUAGCCUCACAACGUGUAACCAUGCUAGCCCAUGCCUCCACAUCUGGCUCCUUCAACUGCCGGAUUGUCUGGGACCAGCCACUCGGACAGCUGAUGAAACUGGGUUUGCACAACCAAAUAAUAACAUUUCCACACAAACUAUCAACCGUCUCAGGGAAGCUCAUCUGUGUGCUCUUCGUCCUCACCAGGGUCUUGACCUGACUGCAGUUUGGCAUUGUAACCGACUUCAGUGAGAAAAUACUCACCUCUGGUAGAGAGAUGAGCAUUCAAUUCUCUGGUGGACGUUCCUGCUGUCAGCAUGCCAAUUGCACGCUCAAUUAAAAUUUGAGACAUCUGUGGCAUUGUGUUGUGACACAUCUGCACAUUGUAAAGUGGCCUUUUCUAUUCCCCAGCACAAGGUGCACCUGUGUAAUGAUCAUGCUGUUUAAUCAGCUUAUUGAUACACGUGGCAGGAAUGUCAUGGUUAUUUUAAUUAAAAGGGAAUUCUUCAACCUCA